AUGGGGCCACCUGCUCUGCUCAGGUGUAAUGUUAGAGUCAGUGUCAGCAUCCUCUCUGAACUGGGGAUUACAGGGGGCUGCACGACGGGGUCGGGUUGUUGGAGUGAGAAACUAACAGAUGACUUCUCAGCACCCGGACAAAGGGCCGUCACCGAGGACAGACAAGAGCAGCCUGAAUGGCUGGUGCGAGAGCUGCUGAGACAGAACAGGCGGAGACACUCUAUCACACUUGGAGAUGAGGCUCAAAUGAGACGACAUUACCACAUUACUGACUCAACUCGCAGACUGUGCAGCCUCAAGAUCGAUGAGACGAUAUCACUCGACAACCUCCAGAAAUUGAAACUAGCAUUUGAGGAAUUUGAAACGGGUGGCUUGAGAUCCAUUGAUGCGAAGAGUUUUGGACGUAUAGUGAAGAGGUGUUUGGGUUUGCCUAAGACGAGCAAUGCGCAGAUUCAAGGGUUAUUUAAGAAGAUUGAUUAUUCAGGCCAAGGACAGAUUUCAUGGGGUGAGUUCUGCACACACAUGCUGCAGGAGUACAAAGAGAAGCAGGAAACUACGAGGCGCAGUAAGCAGGUGGCUUUCACUCUGCCAGCCAGUACGAAGGCGUUGCAUCAUGGCAUCCCCAUUGUCAACAUCCACUCCACCCAUGAUGGCUCCAUCAUAACAGUGCGAGAAGACGGGGUUGUUUGCUCCUGGAGCCCUGAACUUAAACCAUUGAAAACCAAACACAUGUUUGACCCUGCAAACAGGAAGUCAAAGUGGGCAAGUGAUUUUACUCUCAUGACAGAGUUCAACAAGCUGAUGAUUGGAACGGGAGACAGAGAGAUCCAACUUUAUGAGCUUUCCACUCUGGAGCCUUAUUGCCAGAUCAAUGCACUUGACACAGUGCCUUUGACAUUAGACUACGCUACACUGGACCCUGAUAAAUGUUGUAUUGUGUAUGGAGACAUGGACGGAUGCGUGACUAUCAUUUUAAUAUCCACUGUUGGAGAUACCCUCAGAUUAUGGAAUAAAUUACCAAAGAUUGAAAAUAUUCCCAACAUAGCGAUGGACAAUGCAGUGCUUUCUCCGAAUGUGACAUUUGUCAGAUGGAAAGUUCAUCAGGACUGGGUAACACAGGCAAAAUAUUUUCAUAGUUUUCAAGCUGUUGUCUCCUCAUCAAAUGAAGAAUCUUCUUCCCUCGUUAUAGACGCUGAACAGCAGUUGAGUGAGAUCAGAGAGGCCUGCUAUGAAGGUAAGACAAAGAAGGUCCAACUGAGCUGGACUCCACAGCUUCGAGCAUCAUGUGACCAGACAGCUUUUACCAUCUGCAAAGGGGUCAAGACCUUUGACCUUUGUCAGGAGCACAGCUUGCUGAUCACUGGAGGCAUGGACAAACUGAUACGCAUGUGGAACCCACAUUUUUCUAGGAAACCAACCGGUAUUUUGAAAGGCCACUCCGCUCCCAUCGUCUACCUCAGCAUCUUCUCAGAGGACAGUCAGAUCUUCUCUGUCUCCAUAGACCGCAUUGUGAAGAUCUGGGAUAUUCAAGAUCAGUGUUGCGUGUUUACAGCAGACCCCAAAGCAAGCAGGAUUCAUGGUGACAUAUCGGCAUGCUCAUAUUCCUCUGCUAUGAAAUCCUUUUACAUUGCAGCAGACUGUAUGGCUGUGCUCUCCCUGAAGAUAAGCCCAAAGCUUCACAGCCGUCUGACUGUUUCACAUAAUGAGACUGUAAUGUGCUGCGGAUACAGUGAGGAGUUCCGUCAAGUUGUCAGCUGCACUGAGGGAUCUAUUGUUAAAGUCUGGGAUUUCGACACUGGCCGUCAGGUUUUUGAGUUUGGUGGCACACAUGACCUGUCUGCCAUCACAUGCAUGGCUUUUGACCCCAAUGGGAGAAGACUCGUCACAGGUGGGAGAGAUGGUUGUUUAAAGAUCUGGAACUUCAACAAUGGUCAGUGCCUAAAGACACUACAGAAGGAUGGUGAAUGUCACGAAGUGUGUGACUGCAUCUUUGUGCAAGUUCACAGGACUUUCUAUGUGAUGUCUGUCGGCCGGGACCGGAAGAUUGACAUUUACCCAGACAUACCUGAGGGACUUCAUCAUAUUCAGAGGCCGCAGCCUUCGUGGCAAGAUGAUCUGAAAAGUGGCCAUAAGGAGGACAUCCUUUGUGUGGCGCAGUGUCCCCCAUCUCUCUUAGCCACCAGCAGCUAUAAUGGAGAGAUUAUAGUGUGGAACGUGGUUUCUGGACGUAUACAGUGUCGGUUUGUCAGCCCUCUUCUAGCUGAACACCAAAAUGUUGAAGGACUGGAUACAAGCGUUCCAAGCAUCAUUUUCCUAAAGAACUCCAAGUUGCAGCAGUUUUCCUCGGCUACAGCUCUACUGUCGUCAGGAGCCAUGGGUUGUAUAAAUCUCUGGAACGUGCUCAGUGGAAGACAAUGUGUGGGCACCUUCAAAGCUUCUAGAUUCCAACAAAAGAUUACGAAACUGGCUAAAACAGACAAGGACACAAUGCUGUACGCUGCUGACCAAAUAGGUUACAUCUAUGUUUACAACAUGGAAAAGUUUGCACCUGGGCAAAGAUCACCUCGAGCUGAAAACUUCUGGCGUGCCCACACCAGCAGAAUCACUGGCCUGCAGAUUGUUGACAAUGAUCAAGUGGUGCUUACCUCAUCCACUGACUACACUGUGCGCCUUUGGAGUGCACAUGGAGAAUUCAUAGGGACCUUUGGGCAGUCUGAGAGCUGGAGAGUCCACAUUUCCUCUUCGUGGAAACAUCCUGCUGUCCCCUAUGAGGUUCUGAUUGAUCCUCUCAGUAUGCCUGAUACUGAAAUUCUGAAUGUAAAAUCACGUCUUUCUGUUGCCAUCGAUCCUGACAAGACUGGGGCUCAUAGAGGUGAACUAAAGUCAGAGACAAACAGUAAACUGAGACUUCCCCCAACGUCCGUCAGUGACACAGACAUUAAGGGAGAUUAAAAGCCUGUUUUAUCCAGAGGAACACAAGACUGGGCUGUCGUCAUGAAACUCUCAAGCUGUCGAACCACUGUGAUCUGAAAGACUUUGAUGCUGUGGAGCCACCAAACACCAGUGUAAGACCUGACCUCUCAUAAGCAGCUGGAGUCAUCUGAAUAAGAUGAAUAAGUCUGUAUUGAUCACAAUUGGGUAAAUUGGAUCAUUUCAGCAUCCAGUACUGAAACUCCUUUCAAUGAAAAAGCUCUAAAAUCCCACUGCACGCGACCU
This is a messenger RNA of Cottoperca gobio, 3216 nucleotides long. It is a transcript of the gene wdr95, whose product is annotated as WD40 repeat domain 95. Gene Ontology annotation, molecular function: protein binding; calcium ion binding. The coding region runs from base 1 to 2952 and encodes 983 amino acids. NCBI's taxonomy places the organism in Eukaryota, Metazoa, Chordata, Actinopteri, Perciformes, Bovichtidae. The record is from RefSeq and is a predicted model, not a curated record. The transcript has 30 exons.